AUGGACCUCCUCGCGCAGUACAGCGACAGCGAGGGGGAGGAGGCCAUAGCGAAGGCCAAGGCCGCCGGCGUGCUGCCAACCGGAGCGGCUCCGAAGGCAGUCUCGCGGAAGCCCAUUGCUGGUGUUGAUCUUGCACUGCUGCCUUCUGUGGAUGCAGCGCCUGACGUCGACACCCUCGCCUUGGGCGCAGUCACGGAGUGGGCCUACAAUACCGCCGACAAGCGGAUCCUGACGAAUCCAACCAUAACAGCGUUGAGCAAGCCUCUGCAAGGGCCACUCGAGGAGGGAAGGUGUAGCCUCGAGCAAGACUUCAACAAUCACAAGAUGGGCCGAGUCGAGAAGGCAGCAAUGAGCAAGUUUGCCUUCGAUCAGCAGUAUCUCACCUUCCACAACUUCGGGUACGCUGCAAACCCUUGCAAGAACAUUCCAGAGGGGGAAGAAAUGGUGGUCAGCACUGAAGCCGACUUCCAAGAAGGUCGUGGUAUUUGGGACAAGCCCCGCAAAAGGCAACGUUUGGAAGGCCCGGACAUGCCGGACGACGAUAGGCCCGGUAAGGGGCACGCUGAAUCCGCCAAGUGGGGCGGCUUCAUCGAUAGCGAUGUUGUCAGAAAGCAGUUGGAAGUCGAAGUGAAGGCGAGAGAAGAGGAGGUUGCCAGGAGAGCAGAGGAGGAGAGAGCCGUUGAAGGUGAAGAGAGGGAAACGAAGGAACGGAUCACUUCCGUCUUCCAUGGCAACAAGGAGAAAGACUAUGCCGGCCGCUCUUGGAUUGAGAACAAGACCAACAUCACCAAAGAUGUUGAUGACAAGCAGUGCUUCCUGCCCAAGAAGUGGGUACACACUUGGACCGGACACACCAUGGGCGUGCAGAAGAUCCGGUGGUUCCCGAAGACCGCGCAUCUUCUCCUGUCAGCUGGCAUGGAUGCUAAGAUCAUGAUCUGGGACUACCACAACCAGCGGAAGUGCCUUCGAAGCUACUUGGGGCACGAUCAAGCCGUUCGGGACAUCGCCUUCACGGCUGCAGGG
Symbiodinium necroappetens is the source of this 1023-nucleotide messenger RNA. The record is from the annotation of a GenBank genome assembly. Lineage: Eukaryota; Dinophyceae; Suessiales; Symbiodiniaceae.